CUGCCCGGCUCUGCGCGCGCCUCCCUCGCCCGGGUCCCCUCCAGCCCCCUUUCUCCUGCCUCCUCUCCUCGCAGGUAGGAUCGUCUGUGGGACCCGAGCGCGGGCGGGCGUGGCCCCGGGACCAUGUCCGGGGUCGAACACGAGCCCUUCCUCAGCCAGGCGGAUGACACGGCCGACGGGCCGGUGCCCGGCACCCCGGGAUUACCGGGGUCCAUGGGGAACCCGAAGUCCGAGGAUCCCGAGGUCCCGGACCGGGAGGAGCUGCAGCGCAUCACGGGCUUGUCCGCGGGCCACUCGGCUCUCAUAGUGGCCGUGCUGUGCUACAUCAACCUCCUCAACUACAUGGACCGCUUCACGGUGGCUGGCGUCCUUCCAGACAUCGAGCAGUUCUUCGACAUCGGAGACAGUAGCUCGGGCCUCAUCCAGACCGUGUUCAUCUCCAGUUACAUGGUGUUGGCACCUGUGUUUGGCUACCUGGGUGACAGGUACAAUCGGAAGUAUCUCAUGUGCGGGGGCAUUGCCUUCUGGUCCCUGGUGACACUGGGGUCGUCCUUCAUCCCCAGAGAGCAAUUCUGGCUGCUCCUCCUGACUCGGGGCCUGGUGGGGGUCGGGGAGGCCAGUUACUCCACCAUCGCACCCACCCUCAUCGCUGACCUCUUCGUGGCAGACCAGCGGAGUCGGAUGCUCAGCGUGUUCUACUUUGCCAUCCCAGUGGGCAGUGGUCUGGGUUACAUUGCAGGCUCCAAAGUGAAGGAUGUGGCUGGGGACUGGCACUGGGCUCUGAGGGUGACACCAGGGCUAGGAGUGGUGGCUGUGCUGCUGCUGUUCCUGGUAGUACGGGAGCCACCAAGGGGAGCUGUGGAGCGCCACUCAGGCUCACCACCCCUGAACCCCACCUCAUGGUGGGCAGACCUAAGGGCUUUGGCAAGAAACCCUAGUUUCAUCCUGUCGUCCCUUGGCUUCACUGCUGUGGCCUUUGUCACGGGCUCCUUGGCUCUUUGGGCUCCUGCAUUCUUGCUGCGCUCCCGUGUGGUCUUGGGAGAGACCCCACCCUGUCUUCCUGGAGACUCUUGCUCUUCUUCUGACAGCCUCAUUUUUGGGCUCAUCACCUGCCUGACCGGGGUCCUGGGUGUGGGCCUGGGAGUGGAGAUCAGCCGCCGCCUCCGCCACGCCAACCCCCGGGCUGACCCUCUGGUUUGUGCUGCUGGCCUCCUGGGCUCUGCACCCUUCCUCUUCCUGUCUGUGGCUUGUGCCCGUGGUAGCAUCGUGGCCACUUAUGUUUUCAUCUUUAUUGGAGAGACACUGUUGUCCAUGAACUGGGCCAUUGUGGCUGAUAUUCUGCUGUAUGUGGUGAUCCCUACGAGGCGCUCCACUGCGGAGGCCUUCCAGAUUGUGCUGGCCCACCUGCUGGGUGAUGCUGGGAGCCCCUACCUCAUUGGCCUGAUCUCCGACCGCCUCCGCCGGAGCUGGCCCCCCUCCUUCUUGUCCGAGUUCCGGGCCCUGCAGUUCUCGCUCAUGCUCUGCGCCUUUGUCGGGGCCCUGGGUGGUGCCGCCUUCUUGGGUACCGCCAUCUUCAUUGAGGGUGACCGCCGGCGGGCCCAGCUGCAUGUGCAAGGUCUACUGCAUGAGGCAGGGCCCGAAGAUGACCGUAUCGUGGUGCCCCAGCGAGGCCGCUCCACCAGGGUCCCUGUGUCCAGUGUGCUCAUCUGAAGGGCUGUCACUCGCCUACCUGCAUACCUACCAUAACUCUCAGGCGCACCCCAGCAGGCACCUGGGCCCAAUCCCUUGGCCUGGCCCAGCUUCUAGGAGGAGCCUUGGGCCAUGUUCCAGCUCCCACACUACAUGGGCAGCCAAGGGCAGGCGGUGGGGGUCCAGGAGGGGAUCCCCCUCCACUGGAGCAGCCCCAGGGGCUCGGUGCUAUUUGUACUGAAUAAAAUUUGUAGCCAGACCCCAA
Miniopterus natalensis is the source of this 1954-nucleotide messenger RNA. It is a transcript of the gene SPNS1, whose product is annotated as SPNS lysolipid transporter 1, lysophospholipid. The record is from RefSeq and is a predicted model, not a curated record. Lineage: Eukaryota; Metazoa; Chordata; Mammalia; Chiroptera; Miniopteridae. Gene Ontology annotation, biological process: transmembrane transport. Gene Ontology annotation, cellular component: membrane. Gene Ontology annotation, molecular function: transmembrane transporter activity.